UUGAAAAUAUUAGACGGGCUAAAAUAUUUUGACGACUCAUUCCCUAGAUUUCCAGGCAAAAUAAGACGUAAGUACGGUAACCUUUCCGGCACUUUGCUGUUGGUCUCUUGCGAACGUGUCCCCGAAGCAGGCCUCGGUAUAUCGUUGGCAGGAAAUCGUGAUCGGGAAAAGAAUAGUACUUUUGUGUUAGGAGUGAAGGUUCAAUGUCCGUUGACGGUGCGAGCAGGAGAUGAACUGCUUGAGGUAGGUAUUUUUUAG
This is a messenger RNA of Angiostrongylus costaricensis, 258 nucleotides long. The record is from the annotation of a GenBank genome assembly. NCBI's taxonomy places the organism in Eukaryota, Metazoa, Nematoda, Chromadorea, Rhabditida, Metastrongylidae.